Molecule: messenger RNA, 903 nt
Organism: Drosophila subobscura
Lineage: Eukaryota; Metazoa; Arthropoda; Insecta; Diptera; Drosophilidae
Product: seminase-like
Exons: 1
Coding region: 1-903 (300 amino acids)
Biological process (GO): proteolysis
Molecular function (GO): serine-type endopeptidase activity
Source: RefSeq, a predicted model, not a curated record
AUGGCCAUGUCCCGCUUGCUGCUAUUGCAAUUUCUGCUGAUGCUCGCUGUCAUGAUGGUUUGGUCAAAGACAAAGAAACCCACGUACCACUAUCAUCGCUCUCUGUACUCUAAGUAUGCUGCCCAGCAUAAUCCCCGGAUACAGUGGGGCUACAAACGCCAUCAUCCUGUCUAUCCGGAAGUGAAGGCUGCACCUGCAUUCGGCACAUCCAAGGAGCCCCAGAUCAAAAUUGGUUCGUCGGGAAUGCAGGUGCCUCUGCACGAUCUGCUCGUACGCGUCUACAACCACGGGGAGUUCCUGUGCGUGGGCACCCUCAUAGCCGAGAGACUGAUCGCCACAGCAGCGACCUGCUUCGUCAAUGUGGAGAUUCGGGAUCUCACAAUCAAAACCUACACGAACGAGGUGAUGGAAGUAAUGCAAAAGAACACCACGAAGUAUUUCAAGUUAGAUAACAAGUCGCUGUUGAGCAUCCUGGAAUUGAAGCAUUCCGCCGCAAACGAAUUUGUGACAACCAGCCAGGCAAAGCUGUGCGACACCACGCUGCAGCCCAGGUUCGUCGUGGAGCUGCCCACCUACAUACGCACCCGUCACAGUGUCCACACGCAGACCACUGAGGUACUGCCCUUGGAGGAGUGCCGGAAACGCAUGAAGGACCCCAGCGGCAAGGUGAUAACUGACACGAUGAUUUGUGUGAAGAACAGAAAGUACUCGGCCAAGUGCCAGAACACCUUUGGCAAUCCCCUGAUCUACAAUGGCAUGAUCUGUGCCAUCAAUGUUAUGGGCCACAACUGUCCCAAGCCCUUCGGGGUCGACGUGUAUGACAUGCUCUACAAUGCAGCAGACUUUGUGGGCGACAAAAUGACGUUCAUUGCAAACGCCAAGCUGGAUGAUGAUAUAGUCUAG